CAAAACUCAGUAGGAGUUGAUUGUGUAGUGAGGAGGGAGAUGCUCGUUUUUAUUCAGGCGUGUUGGACCAGAAACGCACCUAAAAGCGGCAGGACACAAGCCCUCAAGGACCGGAGAUCGAGAACCCUCUCUUAGGCACUUUGAAAACUUUUAAAGCAGAAUCCACUCGUUUGGCUUGUGUCAUGAAACAAAUAUUCUAGUAAAACAUAAAUAAUUUUUUCAGACUUUUUAAUUAUUAAUUGCAACCAAAGUUCUCCAGCUUUUCCUCUUACAUGGUCUGGCAAGAAUAAAUGUAUCCUGAAUGUCACUCAGUGAUGCAUGCCUGAGAGGUUUAAUUUGUGGGGAUACAUCAAUAUUUCUUCUUAAAGGUUCUGAUGCCUCAAGUUUUCGGCUUAGAAGAUAAAUCCAUUUGUGUCUACUUGUAAACAACAGUUAAAAGUAACAAAAGUUAAAGCCUUAAUAUAUGUGCUUAGCAGUUAGAAAUUGGUUUUUGGCUUCUGCAUGACUUUUUUUUUUUAAUUAUUCGUAUACGUUGAGAUACUUUGAAGUGAAGUGAAUUGAAAACUUGGCUACAUCGACCAUCACAGCACCAAGACACUUGACCAAGCAAUUUACAGUGUGAGCUGGUGUUUGGUGAUGGAGCUCUGUGGCUUCAAGUCCUUACAUGCAGAUUCAGUGGUGUGAUGCUGGGCCCAUUCACACUACAGGUCAACCAGUGCUAAUAUCAUCAAAGACCCUGAAAGAGCAUUUUGACGGCUGUUUUUGCUUUUGUUUAUUCAUUUUUUCUCCCCGAUGGGGUUUGUUAGUAUGUAGAUAGAAUGUCCUCCACAUUUAUUGUCAUCCCUGGUAAAAAUGUUUAUCCUUUAUUCUAGCAUCAUAAUCUCACAUUUUUUGUAGAAUAUUUAAAUAAAUAAUUCAGCAACACAUUCUAUAUUAAGGAAUAAAAAGCUAUUUUUAAUGUAUACUUUACCCUUUUUCUGUUUAAUUAUGGUUAGAUGUGUAAAUGAGCUUUUCGUUAGUAGUUCAAAUAUUGAUAGACAUAGAGAUCAAAUUCUUUUAGACACUCAACAAAAUGGGUAAGACAAGAAAACGGGCAAAAAUACAACAGUUUAAAACAAGAAGAAAUGUAAUAAACAAGAUUGGAGGAGGACCCAUGUUUUUGUUGCCAGCACACAUGGUUAGGAAGAUGGUAUGGGAGGUAUAUAAAAAAAAAAUCCUGCAAAGCUCAUCAUUCAGCAACUAAAGCAUUUUAUUUACAUGUGAGAUUAUGCUACAGAAACAAAGGAGGAAUUUGCUUUAAGGCCAUUUUAACAUCUUUACCAGGGAUGCAGAUAAUAGAUUGCUAUGCCGUAGUUUGACCCUUUUUUUUCUUAGGUAAUGACCAGUAUUUGCGAUUUUAACUUCAAUGCAUUGUCCACACCUAAUCAGUCUCCGUUGCUGGGAAGACUGUAGUGUCUGUUGUACUUGUAGCAGGACCCAAAUAGGAUUUAAAGGUGUUAGAAUAAUAGAUCAUAUAGGUGUAAAAAGGGACGAGGAAUAGCUAUAGAGAUGUUGUAACGCUAAAGUUGAUAUUGAAUUUGUACGAAUAUGGUCGGUUCAACAUUUAAUUUUGGUAGUUCUUUCUAAAAGAACAAAUGUUUCUCUGUAUGCGUUCAGUCUAAAUUACAACACAGAGUUUAAUGCCUGUAAUGAGGCUGUGCCAUUGCACCACUAAAUCCAUGUAAAUCUUGUGUGUUAGAAUGGAUUUGCACUGAAGCGUGUUUGAAACAAGGAACAUCCUGCUGAAGGAAUCCAUCCUUCCUUCUUGUUUUUGUUCUUCUUGUCCUGUUGGUCUCCUUUGACUCUGAUUUAGUUUGCGUCAAGUGGACACUACCAGCCUCAGGAAUGGCACUACUCCCACGUCCACAAUGCCAUUUUAGGCCCGUUUGGGGAGCUGAUGACCGAAGCGGACCUAAAUCGAAUUGAGAAACAAAUUGAGAACCUGCAGGUCAUGCACAAGAUGUCCGAAGUUGAGAAAGAACUGGAGGAACUGGAGCGAGAGCUCCACCAGCUGCUGCCUGUUUCUGCUGCACUUAAUCAGGAGUAUUUCUCAGUCAAUCCUAAACAGGUGCAUGGCCAAGCUGAGGAUCUCCCGGCUUGGUGCAGCAAAAUCUCAACCCUGCUCAAGAGUAUGGCGAUUCUCCUUGCCACCUUGGGAGGCAAGGAGUUAGACGUCUUAGAUUUUAUAUUUUCUGGAACUUCUCAAGAAGAAGCAAAGAGUAUUAGCUCAGGCCAGUGUGAAGCAUCUGUUGGCACUGGAAAUAUUGGCCGAUCCUUGUCCUUCUCAACAAGAGAAGAAGUGGAAAAGGAGAUAAAGCAGUGUGGGGUUUCCGUGAAGAACCUGAAGGCUAAUUAUGAGCUUCAAAAUCAGACACAGUCUACAUACGACCAAGCUAAUAAGGUUUACAAACGCAAAAUGUCACUCCCAGUGGUCAGUGAGUCCAAUUAUGGUCUAGAGCCAGCCUGCAAGAGUAAUGCUCCCUCCUCCUUACCUACAGCUCCUGAGGAGGAGAGAAGCAAUGGGCCUUUGCCUUCAGUAGAGGAAUCUCUAUUACCUCUUGUUGAAGAACCAGUUGUCACUCAAUCCCAUGUUUCUCCAUUGUAUGUCUCCUCUGAAGCAAUGGCUCCAACCAACAUUAAGGAGUUCAACCAGGUUCUUUUGUCAGACCCUGUUUUAACUGAUGACCACCUAACACGAAGCUUGGAGGUGCAGACCGAUCUAAGCUAUGUCCAGGAGUGCAUUGAAAUGAGGAAAGAGAGAAUUGUCCUUCUGUUCCUUGAACACUGGAGGAAGUAUACCGUGUCAGAAUCUUAUCGGACUAAAUACGCAGGCAGGAGGGGACACUACUUGGAUGUGGGCUGUGAGGACUACAGUCAGUUCAAUGCUCAAAUGGGCGAUGAAAUGCACAGUGAAGAUGACAAACUGAUCAUGUUUAUGAAGUCGAAGCAAGUGGUUGGCAAUCUGAUUGGCCACUGGCGAUCAAUCAUGAGCCAAGUGCCGUCGCGGCAGAUUCGGAGGCUGAGUCGCGCCCAGAUGAUCUACUGGCCAGAGCAUUUCUUGCCCCACAUCAACGGAUCCCCAGUGAGCUAUGAGAGUCUAACCCUGGACCUCUUCAUGCUUGGAUACUUCCAGUUACUGGAAAUGAACAUGUCUCGCAGCGAGAGGAAGUUCCGCCACCUCUUGUGCUACGAGAUGUUUGACCGUCUUGGCAGCCAUAAAUGGGAAGUUAUAAGACAGUUUCACAAGGAAGUGAUGGUGGAAGUCGAGAGUGGGAAACGAGACUGGGCGGACGGCUUCGAGGACAUAAAGGUCAAGCAUUUUGGAGACGUGGAAGAUGGCGGAGGUGUGAUGACGGCAUCUCUAAAUUCAGUAUCUCCUGAUAUGUCUGCACUACAGGAACCACCUCCUCCCCCACCUUCCCAUCCUCCCCCUCCUCCACCUACACAUCCUGCGCCCCCAUCUCCAAAUGUACAGUCUGCAACAUCUGUAGCGACAACACAAUCUUCUCCACCAGCCUCCCAAUUAGAUGUGUCUCCAUCACAAUCACCUAUUGCGGCCCAGAAUGGAGUCUCUGACAACGGAACGUCAUUGGAGGUCACUUCCAAUGAGCAGAUGCCAUCAGAUGAGCCUGUGAUCACAUCAGAGAAGGACCUGAAAGCUAAAAGUCCAAAAGUAGUGGAAACAAAACCGAACUCUACAGACACCUCAGGACGGGAUCCAAAGAAAGACCUUCCACCUGUUAAAGUUAGAUUCACAGAAGAACCCCUUGUUGAUCAAGCUUCACCCCGAGACGAAGCUUCUGAGGAUGCAAUUAAAUUGAUUUAUGAGCUCAAAGAGUUCAGCAAUGAGGAAAUCAUCAGAUACAUUGAUCGGAGCUUUGCUUUUUGGAAGGAGAAAGAAGCAGAGCUUUUUGAUGUCUAACAGCAGUGUCCACCAGCAGAGAUGGUGCUGGAUCUGAGAGGCUAAUCUGCACAGUGCAACCUACCAAAAAAGGAAACUAAUCGGUUGUGCUAGCAUUUAGGCCUUGUCACCUAGGGGAUUAAACUGCAGCAAAUAGCCUCCGUUUGGUUGGACUUGCACUCGCAUUUCCAUAUCCUUGGACGCAGAGACAGAACAUAUACUCCUGACAUUUUAUUCUGACCUGAGUUAAAAUGGGAACAUUUGAAUGAAAAGCUUUAAAUACAGCCAUGAUCCAAAAUGGUCUUCUAAGGAAAAGAUUUGCCAUUUAAAAAAUUUGAUCUCUUUAUUCUUUGGUGUGACUAUUUACAUUAAAAUUGUCUCAUUGUUGUAAUUGUUGUACCUCUAUCAGACUUCAGACUCAAAUGUUUGAACCAUGUUUGGACCCUUAGAUACCUUUCUCUUCUUUACCAAUACAUAUGUUUACCUUUACAUGUGUAUACAUUUAAUUGUUUUAGUUGUCCCUCACACUGAAACUCCACUGCUGCUAGUGACACCAAGACACCAGCAGCUGAUUGGCUGACUGUUCAAAAAAUGGUUGAGAGGAGGUUUCAGUAGUAAUCCAGUGAUUACAUAUAAGAGAGGAAAAGCUCUGUCAUGCUCUGUUUUUCAAAGGAAUCCUUCACGACAUUCAGUUAAUCAGGCACAGUCAUGUCACAAUCAUUAGUCUCUUCAGCAUGAACAUUGUAACAUAAUGAAUAGCACUCAAUGAACACAUUAGGUACAUAUUAGCUCUCUUUAUUUUGUUAAAAAGGCUCAUGAUAACAGAGGAGCGAAACGGCACAACAGGUCAACUCCCUGAUAGAAGCGUCAAAGUAUGAGGAACAUAAGCAAUAUUUCUAGUCACAAGCUUAGAUUACAACAGUGGUGCAUUCUGUUUGAAACAGGAAGUUGGAUUUUCUGAGCUCCCAGCCAGAAUCCAGGAAUAACGCCCUCGAGGUCAGAAUCCAUAGUUGGAAAGUCGCAGCUCUCCAACCGCCCUCAGGUUCAAUGGGAUAAAACAGUGAAAGUUGAAGGUGUAAAACUAUUUAUUAGCUCUUCUGACAGUUUGUCUUUACACCACUGGCAUCACAUGGAGCUUUAAAACCUCCAUUUGUUAACAUGUUUCUUCACUGUUUCAACUCAUAAGAUGGAGAGAAAUGCAUAUUUACCAGUUUAUGUUGCUAGAGUAAACUUUCUUGUCCCCAAGGAGACAACAAAAGCAAGGGAAAUACACACACAAUAACAACAUAACAUUCCCGAUGUACAGGACAUCACUACCAGUAGUUUGCAUCACCAGUUCUCUGCCUUUUAACCAGAAUGUGCUCAGGUCUGAUGGGACAUUUUUCCCCAAGUAUGAGUUUAAACUUCCAAGAAAAACUGAACGCUGCAAUAAAACCAGAACAACAUCCGGUUGCAGAAACUGAAAUGACAGCUAUGUAGCGAUGAGUUGGAGUGAUAGCAUACAAUAAAAUCUGUGCGGUAGAACAUUGAAUAAUAGUCGUAUUGUUUUUCACAUUGUCCAAAUCUUUGUGUUUGUGUCUCUAUCUCUA
This is a messenger RNA of Fundulus heteroclitus (mummichog), 5529 nucleotides long. Its product is annotated as espin-like protein. Gene Ontology annotation, cellular component: cytoplasm. Gene Ontology annotation, biological process: actin filament bundle assembly. The transcript has a single exon. Bases 1937 to 3961 code for a protein of 674 amino acids. The record is from RefSeq and is a predicted model, not a curated record. Lineage: Eukaryota; Metazoa; Chordata; Actinopteri; Cyprinodontiformes; Fundulidae. Gene Ontology annotation, molecular function: actin filament binding.